This is a messenger RNA of Oppia nitens, 545 nucleotides long. RefSeq lists its product as uncharacterized. Gene Ontology annotation, molecular function: zinc ion binding. The record is from RefSeq and is a predicted model, not a curated record. The coding region runs from base 56 to 502 and encodes 148 amino acids. The transcript has a single exon. Lineage: Eukaryota; Metazoa; Arthropoda; Arachnida; Sarcoptiformes; Oppiidae.
AUACUAUUAGGUAUAUAAUCUGUUAGGUAUUGAAUCAGAGAUAUAAGUACUCUCAAUGACCAACUUAGACAAUGAAGACAAAUGUCGAGUUUGUUACGGCACUCGGGAUCAAUUGGACAGACAGAAUACACCACUAUAUGUAGAUAUCGUAUGCGACUGCAAAGGAUCUAUGGGUGCUAUUUGUCAUCAAUGUCUGCAACGACUGGUACUUAACUAUCACGAGGAACACUGUAUGCACUGUCGUCAGCGGUAUAGUAAUGUUGAGAUAAUAUACGAGAGACAAGCGAUUGAGAUAUUGUGUCAAUUGAUACAUAAAUUCAUUGUACGGUAUGUACUGCUCCGGGCUAUCAUCUUUGCUGUCAUCGCAAUCUAUCUAAACAUGCGAUUAACUAUAUUGGUGUGUAUGGUAUUGGCUUAUUUGGGUUUCAGGCGCCGAUCUCAACCCGAGCCCAAAGCCAUCCGUGUUGUACAGCAGCCAACCGGUUGGUGGCCUGUUAUGUAAACUACUGUAUAUGAUUACUAACAGAUAUAUUAUCAGUGAUAUC